AAUAUCGUACUAAUAAGAUAAGAUAGAGUUGGACACGGGAUUUCACAAUCCCAACAAUUGGUAUCAGAGCGCAGUUGACGAGAAAUCUGCAAGAAAGACCGAAAUACCCUUUGAAUGAUGAAUGAGUGAUGAAUGGGUAUCAUAUGAGUUAGGAAUGAAAGGUGUGUAGCAGAUAUCGAAUCAGAAGAUCCUGGAAGUCAGUUAUAGGACACGAGAUGAAUGUGAUCCUUAGUUUGAAGGGGAUAAUGUGAUAUAACAAACUAAGUCUCACAUUGGAGAAUUAGACAAGGAGUGUCUGAUAUAUAAAGAGAUGUCCAACUCUAAUAGUAUGAGGCCUUUUGGGAAGGAAACCAAAAGUAAAUCCAUGCGGGCUUGCCUAAGGCCCAAAGUGGACAAUAUCGUACUAAUAAGAUAAGAUAGAGUUGGACACGGAAUUUCACAAUCCCAACAAAAGGAUGCAAACGGAUAGAGAAAAUGCGUUAGGCAAUAUAUAUCCUUAGGGAAUAUAUAUCAUGACACAACUUCUAAACAGGAAAUGCAUUAAGUAACACUAUGAUUAGCUUAACCUACCUCUGCAAUGCUAAACUCUAUGUAUUAGAAUCCUAGAGAGUAAAUUCCACUGAAUUUCAGGUUCCAAACAUGCAUUACGAUUGAGUUUAAUAAGUUCACAGAAUUCUGAACAAUCAACUCUCGAUAGCUAAGAAUAAGAUCAUCUUGCUCAUUUUAUGUUCGUCAAGCAUUUAAUAGAAUAUUUUUGGUGCGUUAAAUAAACCAAAAUCGAAUACUAGGUCAUGAAUUUAAUUUCAGCAUUAAAAUAACUUAGAUGUAGAACAAAUUAGAUAAUUCCAUAAUCUAACAAAUCAGUCUCACACAUCCAAGAUACCUAAUAAUGGGCUUCUCAGAAACAUGGAUUACUUGGAUUAUGCGUUGUAUCACUUCUAUCAAAUACAAAAUGCUCAUGAAUGGACAACCCAUGGGACAUAUUGUACCGGAGAGAGGUCUACGUCAAAGAGAUCCUUUGUUUCCUUUCAUCUUUAUUUUAUUCACAGAAACGCUCGUUAGCCUUCUUAAUCAUUCAGAGAACCAAGAAAAGAUAACGGGAAUGCGUGUUACACGCGCGUGUCACUCAGUAUCCCACUUUCUCUUUACUGAUAUGAUAUCAUUUUCUUCUGUAAGGCGGAGCCUCGUGAAUGCAAAGAAGUGAUGAAAGAAGUCAGGAAAUACAGACAAGCAUCAUGCCAAUGUAUCAACUUCAAGAAAUCCUCAAUACUCUUUGGUAAGAAGAUCAACGCAACUGUUAGACAACAUAUUAAAGAUACACUUGGAAUCCAGAAUGAAGGAGGAAUGGGUACAUACCUAGGAAUUCCAAAAGACAUCAGCGGAUCUAAAUGCAAACUCUUUGCUUUUCUCAAGGAAAAAUUGAUGCAUCGAGUGAAUGGAUGGACAGGUAGAUGGCUUUUAAAAGGAGGAAAAGAAGUUUUGAUAAAAUCAAUCUUGCUAGCUCUACCGACAUACGUUAUGUCUAGUUACUUGCUUCCAUUAGCGAUAUGUGAAAACCUCGCAAGUGACAUUGCACAAUUCUGGUGGAGUUCAACCAUCCCCCCCCCCCCCCCCCCGCAAGGGAAAAGGGUGGAAUUGGCUUCCGUAUGAUCUAUGAGUUUAACUUGGCUUUACUAGAAAAACAACUAUGGAGUCUAGUUCAAUAACCUAACUCUUUAGUAGCUCAAUUUCUGAAGGGAAGAUACUAUAGAUCGAGUUCGCCUUUACGAACAAUCUUUGUAAGCAGUCCAUCUUAUAUGUGGACAAGCAUUUCAGUGGCACGAAAGCUACUCCUUUUGGGGAUUAGACAAAAAGUACAUUCUGGAUAUGAGGUCAAGGUGUGGGAGGAUCCUUGGAUCCCUACAACACCAGCUAGGCCGGCUCAACUUACAACCCCAGCAAUGCAUCCGAACAUGAGAGUUAGCGACCUCAUUAAUGGAGAAUCGAAGGAGUGGGAUGUUGGGAUAUUGGAGAAUUAUAUUGCCCCUGUUGAUAUACCUCUCAUAAGGAGUUUGGCCAUAAGUACAACUCAUCGCCGUGAUACAUUUUGUUGGAACUACACCAAGUAUGGACAAUAUACUGUUAAAUCAGGAUAUUGGGUUGCUCGGAAUUUAUUGAAGGAUGAGGAAGAAAAGGAGGUACUGGAACACAGUAUAACUAAACUUCAAGCCUUUGCUUGGAAGAUAAAGGCUCCUCAAAAGAUUUGUUAUCUUAUAUGGCAACUGAUAACAUGUCCUGUGGCAGUAACGAAGAAUCUUAUACGACGAAACAUGAGAUGUGAUAACUACUGUCCACGAUGUGGAGAACCAGAAGAAUCUGCCAUACAUGCAAUCUUUGAAUGCCCGCUAGCUUUACAAGCUUGGUUAUCAACAACUCCAACAAGCCCACACAUCUUCCCGGUUUGGAGCCUUAUGCAAAUAUGGAUUAUCUUUUCUGGAGGAAAAACAACAUUGUCGAGCCUGAAUUAGACAGGGACCCUUAUCCCUGGAUAAUUUGGUACAUCUGGAAGGCUAUAAACGAUAAACUCUUUAUAGGGAUAAACAGGGACCCAUUGGAGUUAGUUCGAUAAGCUGAGAGCGAGUGUCAAGUCUGGUUUAAUGCAAAUGAGAUGGUAUCAUCAAAUCCACAAGAACAUAGUAUUGUGGAACCUCAAGUCUUAAGCUUGAGUAAUAUUUGUAUGAUAGAUGGGUCAUGGACAUCCACAUCAUGAUUUAGCAGGUGUGGAUGGGCUGGAUGGACAGUUUGGGCAAGGUACAACUUAUGGGGACAAGAAACUACAUACGGCGAGAGUCUGCUUGCAUUCAGAACUGGAAGCACUGUGAUGGGCGAUGGAGAAAAUGCUUCAGCAUUCGACAUGUCAGAAUUUUGGAACGGAUUGUAGGGAUUUAAUUGCCAUGAUUAAUGAGCCUUAUGCUUGGUCAAACUUUGCAACAGAACUGGAGAGGAUAUAGACUAUGCAGAUAUGCUUUCCGGACUUCAAGAUGACACAUAUUCCACAAGCGUAAAAUCAGAUUUCAGACUCUUUAGCUAGGACUGCGAGAUCUUUUCAUAGAGAACUUUAUUUUAUUGUUGUUCUAUUACGGUUUGGUUACUCAGACCACCUCUAGCUUGAGUAAUAGAAUAGUCGUUUGAUGUAAAAAAAAACCCUAUGGAUCAACCUCAAACAGGCAUAACUCAAUGUUCUACCUUGUUUCCAAAGUUGAGCUCGAUACAUCAUAGGAAAGUCUUCCAUUCAUUACUAAACUUUGACACAUCUUCAUAAUUCUUCAUUUUUAUUUUCUUAUUUCCAUCCAAUUUGACUUCUUCUAUUCCAAUUCGACCCAAAACCUGAAAAGACUUGAAUGUGUUAUAUGUUGAAAGGCUUAAAAAAUUGAUUCGGCUACCUAUGUCAACAAAGUCACUUACCUUUUCGAUCAACCAUCCAGAAAGAAAUCUAAACUUAAGUGUGUUUGAACUGGAGUAGUGGAAGGAUGAGUGACAUGUCAGGAAGUGAUUUGAAACAUUAUGUCAAUGAAGCCAAAGUACGGAAAAAAUUCAUAUGGUGAUUGCAGGGUUCUUAAGCAAGAUUUUCGAGUUUCCAAAAAAUUAAUGAACCUCCCGUCGCACGGAAUGGGGCCCACAUACCGAGUGAGCAGAUGUGGGAGGCCCAUUAUCUGAUCUAAAACCCAUACUAUAGCUAAACAAAUGACUCAAAAUGUUUAGAAACUGGUAUAAACAUUGUUUAUCUACUCCACGGGACUUAUUUUUUGUGCUCAAAGGAAACAUCAAUUAAAGUAUGAGGAAAAUAUUUUAGAAAAUGAGAAUUCACAUAUCUUUUAGAACAUCGCAUAGGAACUUGGGGUGGGCACUUCGGUUAUUUUUUUGGUUCGGUUCGGGUCUGAUUCGGUUUAGUUAGUUCGGUUCUAGUAUUUUUUCAACUGAAGUAAACCAUAGUUAGUUUGUGUUCGGUUUGGUUUGUAUUCGGUUCGGUUUGUAUUCAGUUUGGGUUUUCUUUGGAUCGGUUUAAUUAGGCUCUUCUUAGUUUUGUUUUUUAAGAGAAAUUAUGUUUUAAAACAUAAAUUAUAUAAACAUAAACUAUGUGAAUUCAAUUCAAUAUAACACUGAAACAAAAAAUUUUGAAAAAGUCACAAAAAGUAUGUAAGAAUUAAAACAAAUGAAAGUUAACUAAAGUAAAAGAACGAACAUCAUUAGUAAUCUCUCUUAUAUCAUUAAAAAGCCUGCAAUGAAUCAUCUUCUAUGUGAUAUCAUAAAAAACUGUGACAAAUAAAUAACUAGUAAUGUUAUACACAAACUACUAGGUCAAGACCCGCUGUUGUGGGCACAGAAACAGUACCUGAACCGAAGCUCAGCCAGAUAAGCAACAACUGCCUCAAUAGAGCUACAUGCGGCCAAGGUUCAUUCAAAGAAGUGGAUCUCAACCACCAUAAGUAAUUUGGCAUAAAACCAAUUUUCACAGAAGGCCAACACAACCAUUCAUCACUGAGGCUUGGAAUUACCAAAAAAAAUCUUCACGGAUGAAGAACUUAUGGAUUUUACAAACCGGAGGUUUCCCAACCCGUCCAGUUGCGAAUAUCAGCUCUUAGAGGUGGAUUUCAGCCCAACCAUGAAGCGGCCUUCUUCUGAAUCAAUCAUGGGCUUCAAUAUUAAUGUCUCAUAUUUCCAUAAACCCGAAAUCAGAAGAAUUGGUCAAAGGAAAACAAAGAUGCAAUCAAUUUCCCAAAACCAACAUUGUUUGUGGAAAGUCUCCAACCAAUUCAAUUUGGUUCGACCCAGAGUUAUCUAUGGAAGCCAGGAGAUCAUAUUAUCCAUCCAGAAGACAUCCAAAACGUCCUUAGAUGCACCAGCACACAGAGGAUCAGGCGGAUCUUCAUUUACUUCAACUUGCCUUAUUUGUAGUCUCGAGCAUUGAAAUUCCAACAGCUCUUUUUCCUUCAGCCUGUGCAUGACAUCUGCACCUUCCAGACCAUAAAAAAGAUUUCCAGGAAGCUCACUUACCCCCUCAAACCGUCCAGAUACAAGGAGAACACCAUCUACAUUUAUUUGGCCAAGAUUCUCAUCAUUAAGCCUUCAACGGCUAGUUUUCAGGGAGUCAUCAAUUCCUUCGCUUCCAAGUUUAUUAUUUCGAUUUUAUUUCUUUCCUUCUGUCAUUUUAUGAAUGUUAGAGAGUACCAGCAGUCGAGCCUAGAAAGCUCAAUUAGUCUGUCUUUGUAAAUCACCCUCGAUCUUAAGAAUUUAUAAAAGUUUGUUUUGUUUUUAUCAAAGUUUGGCUUUGAAUAAAAUCGAUUUCUUUAGGAUUCAAAAAGUUAUUCUUUGCUGUCCUAUUGAUUCGUGGUUCAUAGAUUCAUUGAGAGUUUCAGGAGCCUUGAGGAUCACAGAUUGAGAGAGUCAAUCAACACCCACGGAUUGAGAGAGUCAAUCAACUAUCCAUCUUCAUCUCCAUCUCCACCACCGAUCAUUAAUCUUCUAUCCAUCAACCAUUCCAUCCCUCUUUCCUCUUUGUUUCUGUUAUUAUAUUAUCAUUCAUAAACUAAUUAUUCUUCCUUUGUUUCAGGUUAUCUUGAACGUGAAAGGACAGUAGUUCAUCCAUCAACCACCUUCAUCUCUACCGAUUUCUCAACCAUCACCAUUUCAUCGACCACCUCACAAUCCUAGCUUCCGGGGCUGUAUCAUUUGGUAUCAGAGCCAAAAGGCUUCUGACCCAGGUUAUAUCAAUCCUCUCUAUCAUAUUUAAGUUUUCAUUCAUGUUUAGUUUGCAUUUAUAAAACUAUUUAAAUCAUAAAAAUUGUUAUUUGCUUCAUGUUUGCAUUUUUGCAUUUUUGGUGUUCUUAAGAAAAGUAAAAGAAAGAGGAGGAGUUUAGUGGCUUUGAUCCACGAAAUUUCUUUAGAAAUUUUUAGUUCCUGUUUGCAUUCAUUCCCCCAGCUCCACUUGCCAUAUUUAAAUUUUCAUCAGUUUUUUGCAUAGUUUCCUUUUUCGGUUUAUUUGCAUUAAAAAAAUUGUUCCUUUUUUCUAUUAAUCUGAAAACCAAAAUAAAAUUUUAUUUCUUUUAUUAUAUUUAAUAUAUUUCGUGCUGCCUCUGAUAUAUUUUUUUAAAAAAAUUGUCCUUGCAUUUGUUUCCUAGUAUUCUUGUUCAAUAUUGCUUUCAUAUUUCCAUAUUACUCUGAUUUAUUUCGUGCAUAUCAUUGUGCAUUCAAAAAAACAUUAUUCAACUUAGUUUAGUUCACUUGGUCCAUUAUUUGCAUAUUUAUCGGUUUAGCAUAAGUUUCAUUACUUAUUUUGUUCAUUUUCUCUACCAGAUACCUAAGCCACUAGUUUGAUAUAACUAUCUUGCAAGGCACAUCAAUUCUAAGGCUAUGGAGUAUGAAGAAAUCAAUACCUCAGAAAUAGAUUGGGGAGAAGAACCGGAUGACUUAAGUGAUGUAGGAGAAGACAAAGAACACCAGUCUUCUUAUGAAACUGAUUCUGAAAUCAGUUGUGGACGCCAUCCUGAAGUGGGUGGAGAUGAACCAGAGCCUCUUGAGCAAAGUUUCUCCAGGUCCAUUAGUGGAUACAAUGAAAAAGACACACCAAUCAAACACUCAUGGUCAAGACCAAGCUGUCCAUGGUCAGAUUAUGGUGGGGAAAAGGAGGACGAAUUGUAUGAGGAUUACAAUCUUACAAAGAUAACAGAGAAGGCAGUAGGCUAUGGACGUGCCCCAUAUAGAGUACCAUCUCAACCCAAACCCACCAGCACAAAGAGAGCUCAACAAACACCAACUGGCCAAAAGAAGGAAGUAAGCAAAAAUUCUGCUUAUUCAUCCAACACUCUAGUGUUUUCAGGUUCCAGCAAGAACCCUGGGGUGUAUUUGAGUUGGGAAAUGAACAUGGAGAAGUGGCUGCGGUCCAAAAACAUUCCCAAAGAAAAGAAGCUAUCACAAGCUGUCGAAGCCUUCAAGGGGAAUGCUUGAAAAUAUUUGGCUAAAGGAGAACAGUCCAAGCAUCUACAACCAGCCGGUGGUAGACUAGAGAGACCUUAAAGUCAGGAUGUAUAAGGAGUUUGCAGAGAAGUAUCAAGACCAAGUAGAUGCCACAUCAAAGUUCCAUUGUCAAGCAACAAGGAGGAAAGUGAUGUCUACACCAAAACUGCAUACUCUUCCUAAACCAAACACUACAAGAAAACGUCUCAUAUGUAGCAUGAGGAAAACACUAUUGCAAGAUAGCGCAGCGUUAUGGCGAACGUUGUAUCUUCCCCCGCAAUCUUUUCUCGGGCACUCUAGAUAGCGUUUUUUUAUGCUAUUUUAAUGUAUUAUUUCAAUAUCGUUUAUUCCUAAUGCAAUUGUAAUCCCUUUUAUAUUAUUUGAGGAGCACUAUUAUAAAAUAACCUUACCCUCAUGUGUGAUUAACCAAAAUGCCAUUACUUAGGUGUCAUUCUUAGAAUCCUUCUCAUAGCCAUAAAUAAAAUGUCCUUCUUUCACUAGAUUAACUACAUAAAAUGCCAUUACCAUCCAACUUUGGUGUAACCAUAAUAAAAAUCAUACAGCUUAGUUAUUGAUAGGUAUAUACGCUGUCAUAUUUUUUUUUUUAAAUACAAAAAUUCAAACCAUUUAAAGAGUUUCCACUAAUACAUAUUUUUUUCUCUAAUGGUUUGUCCCCAAACAUAUACUCGAAAAGCUCUUCAAAUAUCAACCUCUUAUCCAUGACUAACAGAUAGAAGAAUAGCAUACAAGCCAUAGACAACCUACCCAUGAACAAAAAAUAGAAUAAUUCAUAGAUAAACAAACUUUCAAGUAUAGUUAUUGUUUACAAUUUUUUAAAAAUAGUUUCUCUUAAAUUUUAUCUUUCUAACAUUACACGUAUUCAAAUGAUUCGUAACAUAUGUGAGAAAAAAAUCUUCUUUAUUCGAGUAAGCCUACUCAUGAACAAUUCAUCAAUAAUAUGUUUUAAAAGUAUUCAAUUUUCGCUUUUCUAAACUUUUUUCUUCCUAACAUUUUGUCUACACGUAUCAAAUGCUUCCUAACAUAUGUGAGAAAAAAAUAUAUUUUUUCAACUAAGCCUACUUAUGAACAAUUAGACAAUAUUGUUUAAAAGGAUUAAUUAUUAUGUUAGUUUCUAUAGUUAGGUAGCACAAAUAUUUAUACGGACAAUUUGGUUAAAUGUAUAUUUAUAAGUGUAAAUUUAUUGUAUAUAGGUUCUAUAUGAAAUAUUUCAAAAAUUAUAAACCUAGGAGUUUCAUUUGGUAUAUUUUUAAAAAGUAGCAAUAAUUAUGUUAGUUUAUAUAUAUAUAUAUGUAUGUAUAUGUAGAUAUGUGUCGUGAAAUACAUCUUCUCAUCAUAAUUCACACUCACAGACAUAUCAAUAUUCGAGUUCAUUCUAAAUUCACUAACGGGGAAGAUAAGGUGAAAAUCAUACGCAUUUGAAAAUAAUAGUUUUAUGUUGCUGGUGGUCUAUAUAACUAUUAAAAUGGUUCUCAUUGAUUCUAACUUGAGUUUUCAUUUUGACAUAAAACAAUAUAGAUUAAGUAUGCUUCUCAUCAACUAAAUACCAUAAAUAUAACUGAAUUAUAAAUCAAUCUAUUCAAAUAUUAACGUCUAUGACUGAUGGGAUGCAUGUUCGACAUCCCCUUUUUAUUAUUUGAGGAGCAUUUUAAACAGUUAACCUUAUCACCAUGUGUGAUUAACAAAAAUGUCAUUUCCUAUGUGUCAUCAUGAGAAUUAUUCUUGAUUCUCAUAGCCUUUGUUAAAUAACAUUUUCUUGCCUAGACAAAUUACAUAAAAUGCAAUUGCUCAUUAAAAUUUAGUAAUAUGAAGAGAUUAUAUUACUAUACUAUAUGAGAAGAAGCCAUGUAUAACAUGAAACAUUUCAUGGUAUAAUUACUCAUUGCAAUGUAUUUUAAUAAUUAUCGAACAAAACACAUAUAGCCACAAAAUGAACGGCAAAAUAUAGUUAUUUAUAUUCUUAGCAUAAUAUUAGUGGAUUGAGCAAUGUAUAUGCUUCAUUAUUUUACAAAUUCUUAGCAUAAUAUUAGUGGAUUCUUCGAUGUGUAUGCUACUCCCUCCGUUUCACUUUAUUUGUUGCUUUAGGUUUACGAACACAAAUUAAGAAAACAUUUAAUUUUGCAUAUUUCCAAAAUAAAAACAUUAUUACCUAUACAUUUAACCAUGUUUCAACCAAUAGAAAAAUAAAAUAGAAAAUAUUAUUAUUAAAUUUUGCAUUGAAAACAUAAAACGACACUUAAAAUAAAACAAAGCUUUAACUCUAAAAUGACAAAUAAUAUGACAUGGAGGGAGUAUAUUAUUUCAUAGAAGUUAUCAUACAUUAUGUUUUUUUAAUUAAAAACUGAUGGGGUUUUGACUAUAUACAUAUGAUUCAUGUUUUUAUAAGAUUCACGUUCUUUAGGAUUCAUAAAUGAUACAUGACAGUUUUUUGGGACUGGGAAAUAUAAAUUAUUCAUAAUUAUGUUCUUCUAUAAAACUUUCUUACGUGAUAUUUAUUUUGAUUAAUAUUUUUGGAUUUUUAUGGGAUACAUGACAUUUAUUUUGGGAAUUUAUUUUGGGAAUCAUCAAUAUAAACGGUUUUAUAUUGUAAAAUCAAAAUGUCGAGAAUUAUGGAAUAUCUUGCGUGAUUGUAAAAUACAUCCAAAACGGAAUUCCAUAUUAAUUUUUUUUUCAAUCCCUUAACUUUUGCAACAAGACUUUUAGAUUUCUAAAUUAUCUUAAAUGGUGACAGACAUUAAAUUUGGAAAUUUAUAUUAUUAUUUUUUCAAUUAAGUUUAAAGUCAAAUAUCAUUUUAUAGAUUUCCUUUAUUUUCUCCCCUUGCAUAUAAUACUUUCUAUAAUUCUCUGAAAACCUACGAUUAUAAUGUUAUACGAAAUUAAUAGGAUUGUCUGAUAUUUAUAUUCACAAGUGUUAGGGUUUUGACUAUAUAUACGAUUCAUAUUGUUAUAAUAUUUUCUUUACGAUUCAUGAAUGAUAGAUGACAUUUUUUAGGGACUGGAAUAAAUAAAUGAUUUAUAAUUAUGUUCUUCUAUAAUUAUUAAGUUUGUGACAUUUAUUUUGGUUGAUACUUAGAGACAAUUAUAUAUGUGAAUAAAAUUUAUUUUCGGAGUGCACAAUAUAAACUGUUUUAUAUUGUCAAAUCAAAAUGUCAUAUAUAAAAAAAUUUAUAAGCAAUUCCACAAAAUACAUUCAAAUGGUGACAGACAUUAAAUUUGCAAAUUUUUUAAUUCUUUCCGAUUUUUUUUUUAAAUAUCAUUUUUAAUGUAGAAUUCUUUAAUGUUCGCCUAUGCAUAUAAUACUUUCUAUUUUUGAAAGUAUUUUAAAUGACUAGCAUUUAAUAUGACUAUCGCCUUUAUCUCGUGCCAGACUUUUUAGUAAAAAUAUUUUUUUUUAAAUAAAAGAUAUAUUAAAAGAGGUCAAUGUGUAUUUUGAGUCAUAAUCGAUAUUAAGGUUCAACAGUAGGCCUCUUUUACAAAUUUGAGUCUUAAUCAGCCCACUAAAUUUGUAAAUUCAUAUUAUUUACUUCUUUUUCUUUUUUUUUCAACCUAAUAUUAUUUACUUCAAUUUAUUUUUAUUCUUUUACAAUUUUAUGUACUCCAGAACCGGUAUAAUUUUAAUAAAAUAUAACGUUACAAGUUUGAUCGCUAUUGAAAUUUCCUUAAAGAGAACAUAAUUGUCUUUAACUUUCCCUCAAACAUUUUCCCAACUUAAUUGUGAUUUUUAAGCAAUUUGAACUUUAUAUUCGAAAUUACAUGAUUAAAUAAUGUAAUAACAUAAUUUUAUUUAACAUAAUAUUAUAUUCAUUUUAUUUUAUGUUAUGGUUCAAUUAUUAUAUAUAUUUUCAUUCAUAGAAAAAACGGUGAAAGAGUAAAGGAGCCCAGACACAGGACACACUUUGGUUCUCUCUCUCUCUCCCCGUCUCUCUACGCCAUGACCAGCUCUUCCGCUCCUUCACGCAAGGCGUUAAGCAAGAUCGCGUGUAAUAGGUUGCAGAAAGAGCUUACGGAGUGGCAAGUAAAUCCCCCCACUGGAUUCAGGCACAAAGUUAACGAUAAUCUUCAAAAAUGGAAAAUCGAUGUGACCGGAGCUCCAGGGAUGCUCUACGAGAACGAGACUUAUCAGCUUCAGGUUGAAUUUCCCGUUAAUUACCCUAUGGAAGCGCCGCAGGUAGUUUUUGUUCCUCCGGGACCGUUACAUCCACAUAUUUACAGCAAUGGGCAUAUUUGUUUAGAUAUUCUAUAUGACUCGUGGUCACCAGCAAUGACUGUGAGUUCAGUCUGCAUCAGCAUUCUCUCCAUGCUAUCAAGUUCACCUGCAAAGGAGCGCCCAGCAGACAAUGAUCGUUAUGUGAAGAACUGUAAAAAUGGGAGAUCUCCUAAGGAGACGAGGUGGUGGUUUCAUGACGACAAGGUUUAAUGCAACGACCAGUAUCUAAAGACGCCCUUUAUUUGUAAUAUGAUUAUGACAUUUGAGAAUGUCGAAUCGUCCUGACACAUCCUAUUAUCUCAUCUUUGUCACUUUUAUCCUAUGAGAAUGUCGAAGUUUAACAGUUCCGAAUAGCUACUAGAGAAGAGAAUAACAUUGAGACGGAUUGUGAAAUCCUUACUCACAGUUACAGACCAAACCAAACCGAAUUUUACAAACACAAGUUAACCAUCCAUCUUUGGUAAAAGAAAUGAUCACACAACAUGAGAUAGUUGAUUUGAUCUGGUUGUACCUUAGAUUUUCUUUUGUUGUAGAACCAAGUGAUGAUAGACCGAUCCAAAAUCAAGAUUAAAUGCACAGAAACUAGAAGUCUAGAACCAAAUUGUACAACAUCGAAAGAUGUUUGUAGAAGACAUACCUAUGUUGCAUGGUCGAAGGUAGGCGGAAGAGUAAUCACAUGGAAGUAUGGAAGCAAGACAUUUUAAAAAAUUAAGAAGUGAAAAAAAAAAUUAAGAAGUGAGUAUGUUAGUAGCAUAUAUCAAAUAGAGUAUUGGUGUAUGUGACCCUAUAUGGUGACUAUAGUGCUGUUUGUUUGGUUGCUGCAGUUUUCGGCGUCGGCGUCGAUGUCGGCGUCAAUGAAAAUAGUUGUUGUUCGUUUCGUAGACGCCGACCCUGAUUAUUGUUCGUUUAGAAGAUGUAGGAAGUUGACGCUGACGUUGAUGCCGAGGCAGGAAGUAGGUUUUGGGAAUAGAUGCUGCGGCUAUUUUUAUUUCUUCAUAUUUUAUUUUAAAUUUUUUUGUAAAAUUGUAUUUUAAAUAAAAAAUAUAAUUUAAAUAUAUUUACAUCCAUUAAAAUAUUAUGUUUACUUGGUAUAUACAUUUUUUGUCAAAUAUACGAAUAUAACAAUAUUUGUUUAUCAUAAAUUAUAAACUAAAUUAAAACAAAAAUAAUACUUCAAAAUAUUUAUCACGAAACAAAAGCUAAAUAAUACAUUAAGUUGAUUAUAAAAAAACAUCAAGUCUUAAAUAAAUAUCACAUAUAAAUGAUCAUCAAAGUUAUAAGCAAAAAAAAAAAACCAUUUAAAACGCAAACGACCUCUACCAUAUUCAUUUAUGAUGUUAUCACGCAAAGCUUCCAUCGAUCUAUCACUGGUUGGCUCAUAUACGAUAUGUCGACCACCACCACCAUCAUCAUCACCAUCAUCAUCAUCAUCUUCUUCUUUUUCUUCUUCUUCUUCUUCAUCACCGUCACUAUCAGCUUCUUCUCCUUCUCCAUCAUCACCACUUUGCCACUGUACAAAAUCAUGAUCUUCCCGAUGUGGGUCACGUAUGAAGUUGUGUAGCGCCAUCGUCGCUGUCACCAGCUUAAUCCACUUGACCAGCGCAUACUUUGGAUGCUUACGAUCCAAAAUCCUCUAUUUUGCUUUCCAUACUCCAAAUGUCCUCUCAAUCACUGAUCGCAGACCUGAAUGCUUUCGGUUAAACAACUUUUGUGCACUAACUGGUGGUCCUCCUGUCGCAAAUUGACCAAGAUGAUAUCGCAUAUUACGAUGCGGACCAAGAUACCCUGUCCUGGUCGGAUAUCCGGAGUCAACUAGAUAAUAUUUUCCAGGAGAAGGAUGUGGAAAAGAAGCCUCGUUCCUCGCACAAUGAGUCAAGAUCUUUGUAUCGUGUGUUCUACCAGGUACACCGAGAUAUGCAUAUAUGAACUUCAUAUCUAAGUUACAUAUAGCAAGAACAUUCAUUGUAGGAUCUUGCUUCCUGCCUCUGUAUGCUUCUGCAUUUUGACUUGGAGGGCGAACUGGGACAUGUGUUCCAUCAAGUGCUCCAAUACAAUCCCUGUAAUGAGGCCAAUACCGAUCAUCAUUCCUCAAAACAGAACUUACUCUUCCAAACGCGCCUUCCUGUGGUCUUAAUGUAUCCACUGCAAACUUGAGAAUAGCACUCAAGACAUCAUCAAGCUUCCUUUGCACUAUAUCCAAUGAUCUUUGAUACCUUGCAGCAAUAUCCUGCUUCGUCUUAUCUUGAACAUCGCAAUAGAUUCCUCAAGGUAGACAUAGUGAGUCUCUUUCAAUCCAUAUCGCUCAGCCAACAUCUUGCACAAAUCUUCAAACGUUCUUUGAUUCAUGCAAAGAAUGUCGUAACAUUGCUGAUCAGAUUCAUACAUAAGUUGUUGAACAUGAUGCCAUCCUGCUCCUCAAUCUGUUCUAUGACUCAAUCUCUCAGUAAUAGGCGCAUCAAACAAACCAAGUUCAUCAUCAUAAUAUCCAUCUUCAUCUUGCAAUAUCCAUCUUUCAAGCAUCUAUAAAACAAUGUAUAAGAUUAUGAUCAGCACCAAAACAACAUGUAGAGAUCAAUGAAAGCAAUACAAGACACAACCUGUUAUUCCACAAGACAGAUAAUUAUACAAUACAUAAGACACAAUAUAAAUGACCAAGUAACCAAGCAACAACCUGUUUUACACACACGGCAAAUAUAUAUAUAAAACGAUCAUCAGAAACACGACCUGUAAUAAAAUCAUCUUAAGACCAACAUGUUUUACACAUUUAUAAAUACGUGGAUACAGCAAGUAAAGAAACAUAAAAAGACCAUAUAUAUAAAGCCACAAAAGACAGA
Brassica rapa (field mustard) is the source of this 14052-nucleotide messenger RNA. RefSeq names its product ubiquitin-conjugating enzyme 15. Lineage: Eukaryota; Viridiplantae; Streptophyta; Magnoliopsida; Brassicales; Brassicaceae. The record is from RefSeq and is a predicted model, not a curated record.